Messenger RNA from Acanthochromis polyacanthus (spiny chromis), 2425 nucleotides. RefSeq names its product small cell adhesion glycoprotein homolog. Bases 363 to 674 code for a protein of 103 amino acids. Lineage: Eukaryota; Metazoa; Chordata; Actinopteri; Pomacentridae. The record is from RefSeq and is a predicted model, not a curated record. The transcript has 5 exons.
GAGAAACGAGUGUGUGUGUUAACAGAUGAUGCAAGAGGCGUUGUCAGCUGCACACUUUCAGACAUCUGCAGGCCGUUUAGCAUCAGGAAGGUGGAGUCAGCGCCGCUAUUGGCCGGAGGGGGAACAGAUCCCGACCCUGGGGACCGACACCACACCCAUCUGUAAGUGUGUGUCCAUGAGUUAAGUGUGUGUGUGUGUGUGCGUGUGUUGUCUAGCACACGCUCUGUUGUGUUGCCUCGUCUCAGAGCUGCCUGCUGACUCUCAGAGCUGUCCUUCCCUUUCCACGAAUCAAACCGGCUGGAAGUUUUGUUGUGUCGACAAGGUUUUAGGAAUGGCUACUAUUUUUGGGGAUCGACGACAGCAUGGACCCCUACCCGACUCAAGCCCCCGUUACUGAAAUAUUUCCAGAAAUAACCAAAGCUGUGACCAAGAUAACGACAACAGGCGUCAAUACAGAUGACGGAGAUUUCGCAGCUUUGAUCGGAGGAGUGGUCAGUGCGGUUCUGCUGCUGCUGAUCUGCGUCAUCACCGUGUCGCUGUGGUGUCUCUCCAGACAUAAAGGCUCGUACGUCACCAACGAGACGGACGACGACGACGACAUCGACGACGAGUCGGUCGGUUCUGACACGGCGCUGCAGAGCAAAGAGCCUCUGAAGAAGGACGACGAGGAAUAAAGGGGAAAAAUUAGAUGAACGUAGACUCCAGUAGCUCUCAAGUGGACGACUGAAGAGUUUAGUAGCUUUGGAUUCAACCACAAAGACGAGAGAAGGAAAAUCUAUCAGAAGUAGCCCGUUUUCUAAACCUGCACUCAGCAACUUUGCACAUUGGCGCCACCAAAUGGCAGCAAAAGGGAACCGUUUGUAAUGUGAGGGCUUUAGCUCUCAGAAACCCCGUCGCUUAUAAAUAAAAAAAUGGCAUUUGCUUUCUCUGCAGUCCAGACCUGCGUUUUCAUGACUCGUUCAUCAAAAAUACACUUUUCUAUUUUAAUUAAAAAUGUCAAAAUGAACUAUUCAACAUCAUAAACGGUGAGCUACGGAGGCCCUGAGGUGACAAACGUACCGACAAAAACAGAAAACUCAACUUUUUAUAAAAAGUAAACAACACGCUUUGUAGAAAACAGAUGUUUAUUUUAAAAAUUCUGAAAAGAUGUUCAAAAACACUGCAUCUACUGUUGUUGUUUUACUAUCUUGUUAUACGUUUCAUUACUCAUUCAGCAAAAACACACUUUUCUAAUUUAAUUUAAAACUAAAAAUGUCAAAAUCAGGUAUUUAACGUCAUAAACGGUGAUCUACGGUGGCCCUGAGGUGACAAACGUACCGACAAAACAGAAAAUUCAACAUUAUCUUCUAAAAAAACACGUAAAAUGAAAGAGAGAUUGUUUCUUAGAAAACAGAAAUAAUUAAUACAACUUUUAAAAAAAAGAUUACCACAAACAAGGUAAAAAUUCAGAGAACAUCUUCGAAAAUACUGCAUUUAUUUUUCUAUCUUGCAUGUUUUCUAUUUGAAAACAUAACAAAUAUAAGAAAAAAAGUGGAACAACAUUUCCAAAAACAGCAUUUUUUAACGCCGUUUUUCUUACUUUAUAUCGUUUUUUUGUUUGUCUGUUUGUUUGAUUAGUAUAUUUCCUGAUAUUUUGCUGUUUCUACAUUUUUUAAAUAGUUUUUUCUUCACAUUCUUCACAUUUCGUUAACUUAGACGCAACAGAAAAUCGAUUCUUUUUGUUGCCGUUUUGCACGUGAAGAGCACAGACUGUUUACACAAAUAAUGUGAUUAUUUACAACUAAUCGGACAGAAAAACUCAAAGAAUCAAACAAAAUGCCUCGUUUUUCACACUGCAGGAGGAAAAUUGCAACAAUAGCAACAAACUCAGCUGAAAAUAACAAAUGCUUUUAGAAAAAUGUCUGUUUUUGCAAAAUUGGAAGCUUUAAUUCAGUUUUAGUGGCAGUUCUAUUUAACCAUGAGAAACUCUUGGAGCUUUUCUGCUCCAAAUGUCUCAUUUUCAGCAUUUUACAUCAGACAAAUGUGAUUUUUACAGCAGAAUAAUCGUUCUGCCAAAGAAGCUGUGAGGCCAAACUAGCUAACGAAGCAGGCACUGAUAAACAUCUAAACUGCUGGUGGUUUUCUGCCCCAUUUGCUGCCAUAUUUUAACUCCUAACUCCAGAUCAAACUCUGACUAAAACGUUUAUUUGACUAUUUUCUUUCCCAAAUGGUGCAUUUCUGUCUGCUUCUUCUCUAUUUUACUGGACGUUUUUUGACAAAGGAAAAACGAGAAGCAACGAGCUACAACAAGAAAAGUCGAAGCAAAUCAACGCUUAGUUGGAACAAAUCCAUGUUUUGUACUGUUAAAGUAGUGACAGAAGAGAUUUAGUGGUUUCCUAUGUCAUGAUUGUGAUGUUUUUCUAAGAAUAAAGGUUCAACUUUCUGA